Melopsittacus undulatus (budgerigar) is the source of this 1361-nucleotide messenger RNA. It is a transcript of the gene S1PR2, whose product is annotated as sphingosine-1-phosphate receptor 2. Gene Ontology annotation, molecular function: sphingosine-1-phosphate receptor activity. Gene Ontology annotation, biological process: regulation of metabolic process; sphingosine-1-phosphate receptor signaling pathway; adenylate cyclase-activating G protein-coupled receptor signaling pathway. Gene Ontology annotation, cellular component: plasma membrane; cytoplasm. The record is from RefSeq and is a predicted model, not a curated record. The transcript is spliced from 2 exons. NCBI's taxonomy places the organism in Eukaryota, Metazoa, Chordata, Aves, Psittaciformes, Psittaculidae. The coding region runs from base 49 to 1077 and encodes 342 amino acids.
CACCAUCACCACCACCAUCACCACCAUCACCAGCAUCACCCCCCAACCAUGGGCAGCAUCUACAAGGACUACUUCAACGCCGCCAAGAUCCGCGAGCACUACAACUUCACCAAGGGCGGUGGUUGGGGGGCCUCCUCCGGCCCCUCCCGUUGGCUGCCCUCCCUCCUCAUCGUCACCUUGUGCUGCUUCAUCGUGCUGCAGAACCUGCUGGUGCUGGUGUCCGUGUGCCGCAACCCCAAGCUACACUCGGCCAUGUACAUCUUCAUCGGCAACCUGGCGUUCUCGGACCUGCUGGCCGGCUUGGCCUUCAUGGCCAACAUCCUGCUCUCGGGCUCCACCACCUUCCUGCUGACUCCAUUGCAGUGGUUCGUGCGCGAGGGCACAGCCUUCGCCACCUUGGCCGCCUCGGUCUUCAGCCUCUUGGCCAUCGCCAUCGAGCGCCACGUGGCCGUCACCAAGGUGAAGGUGUAUGGCGGUGGCAAGAGCUGCCGCAUGGUGCUGCUCAUCGGCGCCUGUUGGCUGGUGGCCGCCGCCGUCGGGAGCUUGCCUAUUAUGGGCUGGAACUGCCUGAGCGACCUGCGGGACUGCUCCUCGGUGCUGCCGCUCUACUCCAAGCGCUACCUCCUCUUCGUCAUCAGCAUCUUCAGCCUCAUCCUGGCCGCCAUCGCCGGCCUCUACGGCCGCAUCUACUGCGUGGUGCGCGCCAGCCACGCCGACAUCGCCACGGCGCAGACCUUGGCCUUGCUCAAGACCGUCACCAUGGUGCUGGGAGCCUUCAUCAUCUGCUGGCUGCCGGCCUUCAUCAUCCUCCUGGUGGACGCAUCCUGCGCGGCGCAGACCUGCUGGGUGCUCUACAAAGCCCAUUACUUCUUCGCCUUCGCCACGCUCAACUCGGCCGCCAACCCCAUCAUCUACACCCUGCGCAGCAAGGACAUGCGCCGGGAGUUCCGCCGGCUGCUGUGCUGUGGGGCUGAGCGCCGCUGCCGCCUCCCGGCGCGCUCAUCCGGCUCAAUGGAGCGCUGUGGGCACAACCAGCACUGCCCACCCAUCACCCGCGACUGCACCACCUCCGUCUAGGGCCCUAUGGGAACAUGAUACAGGGAUGGACGGGGCCCUGUGGGUACCAUGGUACAAGGAUGGAUGGGGCCCUGUGGGUACCAUGGUACAAGGAUGGCCGGGGCCCUAUGGGUACCAUGGUACAAGGAUGGCCGGGGCCCUGUGGGUACCAUGGCCCUAUGGGUACCAUGGUACAAGGAUGCCUGGGGCCCUAUGGAUAUCACGGUACAAGGACGGCCGGGGCCCUAUGGGUAUCACGGUACAAGGAUGGCCGGGGCCCUAUGGGUACCAUGGUACAGGGAUGG